AUUUAAUUUAAAUUUUGGAUCGGUGUUGUAAUUUUGUUUUAUCUUCAAUUUCAUUUUAAUAAAAUGGCUGCUAAUGUUAAUGAGCAAAUUUUAAGUUCUGGGAUUUUAUCGAAAUUAAAAUUGAAUGAAAAGAAGUACAAAAAUCUUAAAGAAUCUAAAAGUUUGCUUGCAAUUUACGAACAACAUGUGUUUGUUUGGCACGAUGUUGGCUCUUGUUUAUUAACUGCAGAAAUGAAUGCAUCUGAAUCCAAGAGUAGUUCUUUUAUGACACUCACAUUAUCCAAUCCUCCAGUGUUUGAAGUUGAGUCGAUUUUAUUUAAUCAAACUGGCAGCUUGCUUUCACUAACUGGGAAGAAUGGUGUGAUGGUGUUCCAAGUUCCUUGGAGGUAUGGGAAAUUUGGAGCAACGGGUGAUAAAAAUGAAGCUAUAGUAGGAAGGUCUUGGAAUGUUGCAGAAUACUUCUUUGUUUGCUCUAAUAGAAUAAGUGUAGUUCAAGCUUUAUGGCAUCCUGGCAGUUCUUCAAAUACUCAUUUGACUGUUUUAAGUACUGAUAAUUACAUCAGGAUUUAUGAUGUGACUGAGCCUCAAACACCGACACAGGUAAUAUCCCUUGGAGCUAGUGCAAGGAGUUCUUAUUUGUCAUCUGAGGCAAAAAUAUCAUUUUCCACAUGUUUUGGUGAAAAUGCUGUCAGCUUUGAUUUUGGACUACCUGUUAAAAUUCAAGUUCAAUUGCAAAGUGAAUCAAGAGGAGUAAAAAUGUUUGGAGAACAAACAAUUUGGCCAAUAUUUUUGCUGCAUGGGAAUGGAGAUGUAUAUAUUCUGAAGGUACCACUGAAGAAAGAAAGAGUGUUAUCUGUGGCAAAAUUAGAAGGUCCUUUAGCCAUGUAUCCUCCUGCAGAAGAUAAUUAUGGCUAUGAUGCAUGUUGUAUAUUGUGCUUACAUAGCACGCCUUUAAGCAUUGUAGUUGCUACAUCAAACGGCAUGAUUUAUCACUGUAUAGUUCUGGGAAAUUCAUCGUCUACUUCCGUCAAACAACAGGUAGAAGAAGCUUCAUCUUUUGAGGUGUCAGAUAAAUGUGAUAGUGCUUUGUAUGUAUUUGAAAGUGUAGAGCUACCUCUUACUUUGAGUGAUGAACAGGAUGAUGUGUAUGGUCACCCUAUUCUACUGUAUAAAGAUGUAACAUCCCACAGUAAAUAUCAUUGCACCCAUGCAUCUGGACUACAUUCUGUUGCUGUUCCUUUUCUUCAAGCCAUUGAAGAGUGCCUUAAUGCAGAUGGUUUAUCCAAAUUGCUCUAUGAAGACCAAAAGCAGCCUUGCAUUGUUGAACACAUUCUGUGCACAAAGCCUUUCUCACAGAUGGAAGCUGUUCCGGUUCUUGGUUUAGAUGUGAGUGUCAGUGAUGCUGGAGUUAUCAUGAUUUGCCUGCUAGCUUCAUUUGAAUUUGUGUGCCUGCCUUUAGUGUCAUCUUACUUUGCUACAGCUCCUCAUUUGUUAGGAGAUGAUUUGCUUUUGGUAAAAGAUCAAGAUAAAUCUAUAUCGUCUUUUGAACAGCACAUAGAAAAAUCGUUACAACGAUCACUGUGUAGUCCUUUCAUCAAGUCCACUUCUGGGAAGGACAAAGUACAUACUUCUCCUCAUCAGUGGUUGGAUCUACUAUGCAAUGUAACUCAGAGGUAUAGGGAGGAUUAUAUUCAAAGACUGAACACAGCUCUAGCUUUAUUACGAAGCAGGGUGAAAGUGCUGACUCAGCAAAAGGAGUACCAAUUAAUGGAUAUUGCAAGAUGUAAUCAAGAAAAGGAGACGCUUAAGAAUGGUGCUGAACGCUUGGCGGAAAAGUAUGAAGAUGCUCAAGCUGCUCAACAAAAAAUUUUUGUGAGAGUGGAAAAUCUUUUACAGAAACUGACGCAAAAUUUGCCUUAUCUUUCGAAAGCAGAAAUUGAUAUGAAGCAAACUCUUUUAUCAUAUGAGGAAAAAUUAAAAAAUUUUGAAACUUCAUUAGAUCAAAUUAAGAAAAAAGUUAAAUAUCAGAGAGAGAAAAUGAAAGAGUUAGGAGAUACACAUCAUCAAGUUCAAACAACUAAAGAAAUGCUGACUGAUUUAAAUUUAAAUGAUACACAGCUGAAACAUGUGAAAGAGCUAUUAUCUCAAGAAGGCGACUCCAUUUCGGACCUUGUGCAAACUAUCACUUCUUUGAAAAAGCAAACUGCCUUAUGAUUACCUUAAUUGAACCAUUAGAACUAUUUGAAUUGACUUUUUCCUUUUAUCAUGUUGAAAUUACCAUUGCAAUUUUCUAUUUUUAAAUAAAUUGUGA
Messenger RNA from Uloborus diversus, 2311 nucleotides. RefSeq names its product nucleoporin 88-like (gene mbo). Gene Ontology annotation, molecular function: protein binding; structural constituent of nuclear pore. Lineage: Eukaryota; Metazoa; Arthropoda; Arachnida; Araneae; Uloboridae. Bases 64 to 2214 code for a protein of 716 amino acids. Gene Ontology annotation, cellular component: nuclear pore. The transcript is spliced from 12 exons. The record is from RefSeq and is a predicted model, not a curated record. Gene Ontology annotation, biological process: ribosomal small subunit export from nucleus; mRNA export from nucleus; ribosomal large subunit export from nucleus.